UACGCUCCUCCGUCGUUUUCUUACGUUCUGACGUCACACAUCUGUGUGCUUCUGGACUCGGCUGGAGAAGAUGGCGGCCUCCUCAGGAGUUAAAGUUCCACGCAAUUUUCGUUUGUUGGAAGAGCUGGAAGAAGGCCAGAAGGGCGAAGGUGAUGGCACGGUCAGCUGGGGCCUGGAGGAUGACGACGACAUGACCCUCACGCGGUGGACGGGCAUGAUCAUCGGACCAGCACGAACCAACUAUGAGAACAGAAUAUACAGCCUGAAAGUGGAAUGUGGACCUAGAUACCCCGAGACAGCCCCCACUGUUAGAUUUGUUACAAAAAUUAGCAUGAAUGGGAUAAAUAAUUCCAACGGAAUGGUGGAUUCUCGUAGCAUACCAAUAUUAGCAAAGUGGCAGAAUUCAUAUAGCAUUAAAAUUGUUCUUCAAGAGCUGAGGCGUCUAAUGAUGUCCAAAGAAAACAUGAAGCUUCCACAACCGCCAGAAGGACAGAUUUUCAGCACCUAAUCGGAACGGAUUUGUCGACCCUCUGUCUUAAAUAAAUAUUGUGCAAAAUCAUCCAGAGGCUCAACGUCACACAUCAGAAGUUUCGUCUACAGGAGCAAAGAUCGGACCCUCCUAUUAUCAAGCUCACAGAAAAGAGAAGCAAUCCCCGCAGUUUAGCACUGAAUAGUCCCGACUACAGAACCACAGUCGAUCCGCUGAACCAGUUUGAUUUUUGACCUGUUUCCGCUUGAGUUGGCUUAAAGAGGGAAGCAUGAUGCAGCACAAGUUGUACAGUGUUCCAAUAGUUUUAGGUUUCGAUGACUAAUCACUGAAGUAAACAGCAAGGUCCGUGGGGGUGGGGGUGGGGGGUGGCAUGUCCUGUAACUAAAACUUAGUCAGAGAGAAGUUCUUUGUGAAUUGUUAGAAAAUUUAGCGGUUUCAUCAAAUUAUCAUGCAGAUUGCUAAAUACUAAACUGUGGCUGUAGUCUAAAAGUAGUGUCACAAAGUACUUUUUUUUUAAAUAAAUAUAAAUAAAUAUAUAUCUGUUCAUGACACCAUACCAGUACCUUUCUGUUCUGCAGCUCUUUGACAUGUAACAGACCUUGAAGCCUGUUCUAUUCUGAAACCCUUGCAUUUAACUUCUAGUGAAAAUGAAAAGUGUAUGAGAUUGUGAUUUUUUUUUCCAAAUUAAAAUCACUGUCUGCAACAAAAAGAAAAAAAAAAUCCACC
Molecule: messenger RNA, 1216 nt
Organism: Oryzias latipes (Japanese medaka)
Lineage: Eukaryota; Metazoa; Chordata; Actinopteri; Beloniformes; Adrianichthyidae
Gene: ube2v2
Product: ubiquitin-conjugating enzyme E2 variant 2
Source: RefSeq, a predicted model, not a curated record